Rhincodon typus (whale shark) is the source of this 3917-nucleotide messenger RNA. Its product is annotated as E3 ubiquitin-protein ligase PDZRN3-like. Gene Ontology annotation, molecular function: zinc ion binding; ubiquitin protein ligase activity; protein binding. The record is from RefSeq and is a predicted model, not a curated record. Lineage: Eukaryota; Metazoa; Chordata; Chondrichthyes; Orectolobiformes; Rhincodontidae. The transcript is spliced from 10 exons. Gene Ontology annotation, biological process: neuromuscular junction development; protein ubiquitination. The coding region runs from base 65 to 3271 and encodes 1068 amino acids.
ACAACUCAUUCGUGUCCGAAAGCCCAGGAGGUGCAGGCUGGGGAGGUGCAUCCAAAACCAGAAAAUGGGAUUCGACCCCGAGCGUUUCAGUGAGGACGUGGAUCCUGACUUCAAGUGCAACCUGUGCAAUAAAGUGCUGGAGGAUCCGCUGGCCACUCCGUGCGGGCACGUCUUCUGCGCCGGCUGCGUGUUGCCCUGGGUGGUGCAGAGGGGCAGCUGCCCGGUGCAGUGCCGCAGGCUCGGCCCCCGGGAGCUCAACCACGUCCUGCCGCUCAGGAACCUCAUCCUCAAGCUGGAGAUCCGCUGCGGUAACUGGGAGCGGGGCUGCGCCAAGGUGCUGAGGCUGCAGCAUUUGGCCGAGCACGCCGAGAUGUGCGAGUACACGCCGGCUGAGUGCAGGAACCCGGGCUGCGGCCAGGCGCUGAGCCUGCGGGACAUGGACGCUCACAUGCGGGAGAGCUGCGAGCAGCGGGCGGUCGGUGUGUGCCAGCAAGGCUGCGGCUUGGUGCUGGUGCACAGGGAGCUCCGGCUCGGCUCCCACUGCUGCGUGCAGGCUCUGAAAGCGCACGGCCAGGCACUGCAAGCUCAGCUCACCGGUGUGCAGCGCCAGCUCAGGAAGCAGGCAGUGAGAGCCGGCAAACGCGAGAAGUCGCUGCUCUCCCAGCUGUCAGCCCUGCAGAGUGAGCUCCAGAUGGCAGCCCUCCGAUACCAGAAGAAAUUCACCGAGUACAGCGCCAGGAUCCGCUCCCUGACUAAGAACAGCCCCGCUCCGUGCAGCGGAGGAGAAACACUGACCAUCAUCAUGCAGCGGGACUCGGGUUCCCUGGGAUUUAAUAUUAUUGGUGGCAGACCUUGUGCGGAAAAUCAAGAGGGUGCAGCGUGUGAGGGGAUUUUUGUGUCAAAAGUAGUGGAGAACGGGCCAGCAGACAAAGAAGGGGGAUUACAGACUCAAGACCGGAUUCUGGAGGUUAAUGGUAAGGACCUAUCCAGAGCAACCCACGAGCAGGCAGUAGAAGCUUUCAGAACAGCCAAAGAACCCAUUGUUGUACAAGUAUUGCGAAGAACUCCACGGACAAAAGUAAUUAACCCAUCUCACGAAUGUCAGCUGGUAGAUAUGGGCACGCAGACAGAUAUCACCUUUGAACACAUCAUGGCAUUGGCCAAAAUAAGACCACCUACUCCACCAGUUGUGGUACUGGAACAGUACCUUUUGCCUGAAGAACAUCCAUCAGGACAGGAUUAUUACGAUGCAAAUGACUAUUUGGGAUUGCAAACUGAACUGGACAGAGAAGAAUUAGAAUACGAGGAAGUAGACUUGUACAGAUUACACAGUCAAGACAAGCUUGGUCUCACAGUUUGCUAUAGAACGGAUGAUGAAGAUGACUUGGGAAUAUACAUAAGUGAGAUUGAUCCCAACAGUAUUGCAGCAAAAGAUGGCCGCAUAAGGGAAGGGGACCGAAUAAUUCAGAUAAAUGGCAAUGAGAUCCAAAACAGAGAGGAGGCUGUGGCCCUGUUGACUAGCGAUGAAAGCAAGAACAUUUCUCUGCUUUUGGCACGGCCUGAGAUGCAGUUGGAUGAAGGCUGGAUGGAUGAUGAUCGAAACGAUUUCCUCGAUGACUUGCAUAUGGACAUGCUCGAGGAACAGCAUCACCAGGCUAUGCAGUUUACAGCCAACAUGCUUCAACAGAAAAAGCAUGAAGAAGAAGAAGGCACGACAGAUACAGCCACGAUAUUGUCAAACCAGCACGAGAAGGAUAGUGGUGUUGGGCGUACUGAUGAGAGCACUCGAAAUGAUGAAAGUUCAGAGCAGGAGAACCUCGGAGAUGAGCAAACCACUUCCAAUACCCUCAGUCGCCACAUGAAGCUCAUGUACAGCCAGGACACUCUUGGUAGUGGCGACAUGCCUUUCAGUAAUGAGUCGCUCAUGUCGGGCGACUACACAGAUGUGGAUUUUCUUGGUAUUCCGGCUGAUGAGUGCGAGAGGUUCCGCGAACUGCUGGAGCUAAAAUGUCAGAUGCAGAGUGCCAACCGGUAUAGCCUGUACUAUCACAGCAGUACUUUGGAUAUGAGUAAAAAUGACCAGGAAAUUGUUGACCGAGAACUUGAAAUGUUGAACGAAGAAUUACGCAACAUUGAGCUUGAGUGUCUGAACAUUGUGCGAGCCCAUAAGAUGCAGCAGCUGAAAGAGCAAUACAGAGAGUCAUGGAUGUUGCAAGACAGUAGUUUCCACAACUAUAACACCAGCAUUGACAGCCGUCGACACGAGCUCUCCGACAUCACCGAGCUGCCCGAAAAAUCCGAUAAGGAUAGCUCCAGUGCCUACAACACUGGUGAGAGUUGCCGAAGCACACCACUGACAUUGGAAUUGUCUCCCGACAACUCGUUGCGCAGAACACCUGAAAAUGUCAACAGCGAAAGCACCGAGGGAACAGCCAACAAUCCUGCUUCCAACGGCUCAGCUCAAAAGCCACUAUUGUCCCUUGCCAGAGGCCGAGAGUAUAACCCCUCAAAAUCCAACUCUGCUACCAAGGAAUCUGACCACGGCCACCAGUCUGAGGGAAAGGAGGAGAAAAGUCUUGCCGAGGGCACCAAAGGCCAGGCUUUCACCCAUAACUCAGGUUCGCGAAACAUCCCCUAUCCAACCACAUUCCACCAUUCCCCAUAUAGACAUGCUCAUAUCCCAGCACAUGCUCAACACUAUCAAAGCUAUAUGCAUUUGAUACAACAAAAAUCUGCCGUAGAAUAUGCGCAGAGCCAGAUGAGCCUUGUAAGUAUGUGCAAAGAGCCACCUUCUCAGGAAUCCUCGAAUCAGUUAGAGCCCAAAAUGGAAUGGAAGGUAAAAAUCCGAAGCGAUGGAACCAGAUACAUUACCAAGCGACCCGUCAGAGAUAGACUUCUGAAAGAACGUGCACUGAAGAUUAAAGAAGAGCGCUGUGGUAUGACCACUGAUGAUGAUGCGAUAAGUGAGAUGAAAAUGGGCCGUUAUUGGAGCAAAGAAGAACGUAAGCAGCAUUUGCUGCGUGCCAAAGAGCAGAGAAGACGGCGUGAAUUCAUGAUGCAGAGUAGAUUGGAAUGUUUGAAAGAACAGCAGAGUACAGACGAGAAGAAGGAAGUGAACAUAAUUGAACUGAGUCACAAAAAAAUGAUGAAGAAAAGGAGCAAAAAAAUAUUUGAUAACUGGAUGACAAUACAGGAACUGUUAACCCAUGGCACUAAAUCACCUGAUGGAACAAGGAUAUAUAAUUCCCUGUUAUCUGUAACUACUGUUUAAGUAAGCUUUUUCACGCUGUACAUUUAAUACUACCAUUUGAGGUAGAAAAGGUCUUGCCUCGUUAAAAGUGGCAUAUUUUGUAAAUAUAUAAAACGAGCCAGUAAUCCAUAUGUGAAUGGAAGUGCUAUAUACAUAUCAGAAAUUGAUUUGAUUAUUCCUUUGUAGCGUACUUUAAGCAACUACCUGAUAUCUCGUUUUCACAUUGCUUAGAAGUUAUUACCUACAAGUUAUUACCUUUGGAAAUUCACAUGCCAAUAGACUCUAGUCAUUGUUAUUAUUUUAUAUAAAUUGGAGUCUCCUAAGAGGUAUUUAGGUAUGAAAUGCUAUUUGCCUUGUUCACACAACAAUUUGCAGUCAUGUGUCUUUUUAUACAGAAAAAAGAUCUGUCUUGAAAAGAUAAUUUCUUGCUGUUCUACUUGUAACUAGCUUAAAUUUGAAUCAGUUUUCAGCUGGAAGAAUCUGAAAAAAUAGUCCUGGAAAGUGUGUAGACUUAAGCAUUUCUGCUGGCAAAACAAGCUGCAGUAAGUUAGAAUCAACAUACUGCAAAUGCAGGAAAUCUGAAAUAAAAACCAAGUGCUGGAGAAACUUGAGCAAGCCUGGCAGCAUCUAUGAAGAGAGAAACAGUUCAUGUUUAUGAUGUUGUAUG